AUGGCAAAGGGAUCAGUUCUUCGAUGGAGGCGAUGGCAAAGGGAUGGGUUCUUCAAUGGUUCCGCGAUGGAGGUUGUUGUAAAUGUGAUGGGGUGUGUCUGCAAGAGGAGAAAAUUUUCGAUGGGGUGGGGCUGGAUAUCAGAUGAGGUGGGGUUUGAUUUUAGAUGGGGUGUGGCUGAAAGGGAAGGGGGUUUUCGAUGGGUGAACAAUAUCACAGUUUUUUGUCCAGGCUUAACAGAUGGCUCACUGGGAGACAUGUUUUACUUUCAUUCUUUCCGCAGUCUAGGUCUGAUCGUUGAUGUAGUGCAAGAUAUUAGGGCCAUGAACGGCGAAGCUGUCCAUGCAAAUCCAAGGAAGACUGGAAUGAUCAUUCUCGGAGGGGGCCUGCCCAAACACCACAUUUGCAAUGCCAACAUGAUGCGUAAUGGUGCGGAUUAUGCUGUCUUCAUCAAUACUGCACCAAAGUUUGAUGGGAGUGAUUCUGGAGCUCAUCCGGAUGAGGCUGUAUCAUGGGGGAAAAUACGGGGUUCUGCUAAAACUGAGGUACAUUGCAGUGCAACAAUUGCUUUCCCUUUGCUGGUUGCUGAAACAUUUGCCAAGAAAGCUGUCAAGACCAUGACUUAA
Messenger RNA from Prunus mume (Japanese apricot), 624 nucleotides. NCBI's taxonomy places the organism in Eukaryota, Viridiplantae, Streptophyta, Magnoliopsida, Rosales, Rosaceae. The record is from RefSeq and is a predicted model, not a curated record.